AUGAUGAGACAAUGGCUCCUGCUUUUGUCCACACUGCUCUGUGGCCUAGCUGGUCCCAAGCAUUUGUUCCAGCCGAACCUGGUGCCGGACAUGGCCAAGGUCCUCUUGGAUAACUACUGCUUCCCUGAGAACCUGAUGGCGAUGCAGGCAGCCAUCGAGCAGGCCAUGAAGAGUCGUGAGAUUCUGGGUAUCUCAGACCCUCAGACAUUGGCCCACGUGCUGACAGCUGGGGUACAGAGUUCCUUGAAUGAUCCAUGCCUCUUCAUCUCCUAUGAGCCCAGUACCCUUGAGGCUCCUCAGCAAGCCCCAACACUCACCAACUUCACUCAAGAAGAAUUACUGGCCCAGCUACAGAGGAAUAUUCACCAUGAGGUUCUGGAGGGCAACGUGGGUUACCUAUGGGUGGACGAUCUCUUGGGCCAGGAGGUACUGAGUAAGCUCGGGGGAUUCCUGGUGGCCCACAUGUGGAGGCAGCUCAUGAAUACCUCUGCCUUGGUGCUAGAUCUCUGGCACUGUACUGGGGGCCAUGUCUCUGGUAUUCCCUAUGUCAUCUCCUACUUGCACCCCGGGAACACCAUCAUGCAUGUGGACACCAUCUAUGAUCGGCCCUCUAAUACCACCACAGAGAUCUGGACCUUGCCCAAGGUCCUGGGGGAGAGGUACAGUGCUGACAAGGAUGUGGUGGUCCUCACCAGUGGCCACACUGGAGGAGUGGCUGAGGACAUUGCCUAUAUCCUCAAACAGAUGCGCAGGGCCAUCAUGGUGGGUGAGCAGACUGAAGGUGGUGCCCUGGACCUCCAGAAACUGAGGAUAGGCCAGUCCAACUUCUUCCUUAUGGUGCCUCUGGGGCCCAUGGGUGGAGGUGGCCAGACAUGGGAGGGCAGUGGAGUGUUUCCCUGUGUAGGGACACCGGCAGAACAGGCCCUGGAGAAGGCCUUGGCCAUCCUCACCCUGCGUCGUGCCCUUCUGGGAGUUGUCUUUCGUCUUCAGGAAGCUCUGUAGAACUAUUACACGCUUGUGGACCACGUGCCAGGCCUUUUGCAGCACCUGGCUAGUAUGGACUACUCAGCUGUAGUCUCUGAGGAGGACCUGGUGACAAAGCUCAAUGCUGGCUUGCAGGCUGUGUCAGAGGAUCCCAGGCUCCUAGUGCGUGCCGUUGGGCUGAAAGAAACUUCCUCUAGGCCUGAGACUGGAGCUGAUGAUCCCCCAGAAGCAGCUCCUGAGGUGCCCAAGGAAGAAGCUGCCCGAAGAGCCUUUGUGGACUCUGUAUUUCAGGUGUCGGUGCUGCCAGGCAAUGUGGGCUACCUGUGCCUUGACAGAUUUGCUGAUCCCUCUGUGCUGAGGGCACUGGGCCCUUAUGUGCUGCACCAAGUGUGGAAACCCCUGCAGAACACAGAGCACCUCAAUGACCUGCGUCACAAUCCUGGGGGACCAUCCUCUGCCGUGCCUCUGCUACUGUCUUUCCAGGGCCCUGAGGCCGGCCCUGUGCACCUCUUCACCACCUAUGACCGACCCACCAAUGUCACCCAGGAGCACUUCAGCCACAAGGAGUUGAUGGGCCCAAGAUACGGCAACCAGCGUGGAGUAUACCUGCUCACCAGCCACGGAACAGCCACAGCUGCUGAAGAGUUUGCCUUCCUCAUGCAAUCCCUGGGCUGGGCCACACUGGUUGGUGAGAUCACCACUGGCAGUCUGUUGCAUACCUGCACGGUGCCACUGCUGGGCACUCCAGAGGGUGGCCUGGCACUCACAGUGCCUGUACUCACCUUCAUUGACAACCACGGUGAGGCCUGGCUGGGAGGUGGUGUGGUACCUGAUGCCAUUGUGCUGGCUGAGGAGGCCUUAGACAGAGCUUGAGAGGUGCUGGAUUUCCACCGCAGCCUGGGCACCUUGGUGGAAGGCACGGGACUCCUACUGUAGGCUCAUUAUGCCCGGCCAGAGGUGGCAGGGCAGGCAGGAGUCCUGCUGUGAGCCAAGCUUGCCCAAGGGGCCUACCGCACAGCUGUAGACUUGGAGUCACUGGCCUCACAGCUCACAGCUGACCUGCAGGAAGUAUCUGAGGACCACCGCCUCUUGGUGUUCCACAGCCCUGGCGAGCUAGUAGCCGAGGAGGUGCCCCCGCCAGCCCCUGCUGUUCCCUCUCCGGAGGAGCUCUCCUAUCUCAUUGAGGCCCUAUUCAAGACAGAGGUGCUGCCAGGCCAGCUGGGCUACCUGCGUUUCGAUGCCAUGGCUGAACUGGAGACAGUGAAGGUUAUUGGGCCACAGCUGGUGCGACUGGUGUGGCAGAGGCUGGUGGACACUGCUGCACUGGUCGUCAACCUGCACUACAACCCUGGCGGCUACUCCUCCGCUGUGCCACUGCUCUGCUCCUACUUCUUUGAGGCAGAGCCCCACCAGCAUCUCUACUCCAUCUUUGACGCCACAUCCAGGGCCACAGAAAUAUGGACCCUGCCCCUGGUUGCUGGGCAGCGCUAUGGUCCCCACAAGGAUCUCUACAUCCUCAUGAGCCACAAUAGUGGCUCUGCGGCUGAGGCUUUUGCUCACACCAUGCAGGACCUACAGAGGGCCACAGUCAUCGGAGAGCCCACAGCUGGAGGGGCACUCUCCGUGGGCAUCUAUCAGGUGGGCAACAGUUCCUUAUAUGCCUCCAUGCCCACCCAGAUGGCCCUGAGUUCUACCACUGGUGAGGCCUGGGACCUGGCUGGUGUGGAGCCCGACAUCACUGUGCCCAUGAGUGAGGCUCUUUCCACAGCCCAGGACAUAGUGGCCCUGCAUGCCAAGGUUCCCACAGUGCUGCAGACAGCUGGAAACCUUGUGGCUGAUAACUAUGCCUCCCCUGAGUUGGCUGCUAAGCUAAGUCGUCUGCAGACCCGCUACGCAAGGGUGACCUCAGAAGGCGCCCUGGCUGACAUGCUGGAAGCUGACCUGCAGUUGCUAUCUGGUGACCCACACCUGAAGACAGCCCAUAUCCCUGAGGAUGCCAAAGACCGCACUCCUGGAAUUGUGCCCAUGCAGAUCCCUUCCCCGGAAGUCUUUGAAGACCUGAUCAAGUUUUCCUUCCACACAAACAUGCUGGAGGACAACAUUGGCUACUUGAGGUUCGACAUGUUUGGGGACUGUGAGCUGCUUACCCAGGUCUCAAAGCUGCUGGUGGAGCACAUCUGGAAAAAGAUUGUGCACACGGAUGCCCUGAUCAUCGACAUGAGGUUCAACAUCGGUGGCUCUACCUCCUCCAUCGCUGCCCUGUGCUCCUACUUCUUUGACGAGGGCCCUCCAGUUCUGCUGGACAAGAUCUACAGCCGGCCCAAUGAUUCUGUUAGUGAACUCUGGACCCGUACUCGGCUCGCAGGUGAACGCUAUGGCUCCAAGAAGAGUCUGGUCAUUCUGACCAGUGGUGUGACAGCUGGUGCUGCAGAGGAGUUCACCUAUAUCAUGAAGAGACUGGGCCGGGCACUGGUCAUUGGUGAAGUGACCAGUGGAGGCUGCCAGCCACCGCAGACCUACCAUGUGGAUGAUACCCAUCUCUACAUCACCAUCCCUACUGCCCGUUCUGUGGGUGCCACAGAUGGCAGCUUCUGGGAGGGAGUGGGAGUGACACCCCAUGUGGUCGUUUCUGCAAAAGUGGCUCUUACCCGAGCCAAGGAAACACUCCAGCGGGCCCUGAAAGGAUGA
Molecule: messenger RNA, 3672 nt
Organism: Nannospalax galili (Upper Galilee mountains blind mole rat)
Lineage: Eukaryota; Metazoa; Chordata; Mammalia; Rodentia; Spalacidae
Gene: Rbp3
Product: retinol binding protein 3
Biological process (GO): proteolysis
Molecular function (GO): serine-type peptidase activity
Source: RefSeq, a predicted model, not a curated record